AUGGCGGUCCUUCUCCUUUCCUUCUUCCUCCCGGGCUUCAGCGCCCACCCAGAAACCGAGCGACUGAUCCAAGACAUCUGCCACCGAGUGGAUAAUUUUCAGUUCUGCAACGCCACCAUGAAGGCUAACCUCCCAGCCGACAUCGGCGACCUGGCUAAGUUAUCCAUCUCGGUGGCUCUGGACUACGCCACCAACACGAAGGGGUACGCGGAGGAGCUGAGGCGACACGCGACUGACAAGGCGCUGAAAUUCUAUCUGACGAUAUGCUCGAACGCUUACGGUGUGGUGAAAGACUCCUUCACGGCGGGGGAGAAGCAGUUUGGUAAAGCGGAUUUCGCUGGUGCGGAGGAGAGUGAGAAGAAGGCAGUGCAACCCAUCAAGGACUGCGAUUUUAUCUUCACCAGGCCACCCCAGCGGUCGAACCCAUUGCAGGAGAGGAACGAGCAGAUGAGGGAGAUCAUUCAGACAGCCAUCACUGCUCUGCAAAGCUUUCUUCCUUGA
Messenger RNA from Vitis vinifera (wine grape), 501 nucleotides. RefSeq lists its product as uncharacterized. Gene Ontology annotation, molecular function: pectinesterase inhibitor activity. Lineage: Eukaryota; Viridiplantae; Streptophyta; Magnoliopsida; Vitales; Vitaceae. Bases 1 to 501 code for a protein of 166 amino acids. The record is from RefSeq and is a predicted model, not a curated record. The transcript has a single exon. Gene Ontology annotation, biological process: negative regulation of catalytic activity.